AUGGACACCUCAACAAUGAAAAUGGAUGGAAGAAAAUAAUGUACCACUUUUGAAAUGGGUUUCUAGCAGUCCAGAUCUGUCACCUAUUGGAACUUUGUGGCACGAGAUGAAAAAGGUUCUACGACAACAUCCUGCUCGUACAAUCACCGAACUGAGACAAAAGCUCUAAGAAAUAUGGGAUUGUUUUACACCAAAUUUUUGCCAAAACUUGGUUAACACUAUGCCCCAAAGAAUUUCAGCCGUAAUAAAAAAUAAGGGUUAUGUUAC
Messenger RNA from Acanthoscelides obtectus, 267 nucleotides. The record is from the annotation of a GenBank genome assembly. NCBI's taxonomy places the organism in Eukaryota, Metazoa, Arthropoda, Insecta, Coleoptera, Chrysomelidae.